Aspergillus calidoustus is the source of this 1989-nucleotide messenger RNA. The record is from the annotation of a GenBank genome assembly. Lineage: Eukaryota; Fungi; Ascomycota; Eurotiomycetes; Eurotiales; Aspergillaceae.
CGCAACACCAACAGAAUGGACGCAAUACCCGCAAAAGUUAUCAAGAAGCGCAUCCGUAAGCCGCGGGGUCGGGGAUUGAGGGCGAGAACUGGAUGCUUGACAUGUCGCACGAGGCACAGAAAGUGCGACGAGACUAAACCACGAUGCGGGCAGUGUACAAUGUCCGAUCGUGAAUGCAUCUUUGCGGCCCCUGACUCGCGCUCAGAGACCACUACAAGUUCGGCGUCGAGUGCGGCGAGGAUACACAAUAUCCUCUCGCCCACGCAGUCCUCGACGAGUCAGAGUCGCAGCCACAGUAACACCCAUAUCCCCGAUCAUGAUGGUGAAAAUAAUCACGACCACGACCACAGUAACGGUCGCAGUACCAGCCAUGGUCUCCCGCACGCCCACGCCCCCGUCGCCCCAACCCUCGACUACAACGCAACCGCCGGCCCCAGCCUAGAGACACACAACAUCAUCGACCCCGAACUCGCAGCGCUAUAUCCAGAUACACGACCGCGACCACCGCCACAGGGGCAACCCCAACCCUCCGUCCCGGACAUCUACCCCGCCUCCUCGCUAGGCUACGCCGUGCAAUCCCCCGAGACCGACGCAAGUGCAGAGCAUGCGACGACGCGGUGGCUCGAUCUCCUCGCCACAGAUGCCGCGCAGGCAGGUGAUGGGUUCCGGCUGACGCCGCUGCACGAUGUACAGAGUCUGCAUGAUGUGCCGCGGACGGGGUUUGAGCCGAGUCCGCCGGCGCAUUUGCUUUCUUCGAGGCAUCCGGAGAGGUACGCGUGGCAGGAGGAGAGUGAUCUCGCGUUGUCGAGGAGGGAGGCAAGGCUUUUUAGGGUGUUUACGGAGAGGAUUGCUUCUUGGCUUGAUCUCUUUGAUCCGCAUAAACCGUUUUCAAACUACGCAACCCGUCUUGCGACGCGCAACCUCGGACUCAUGAAAGCCAUCCUAGCCCUUUCAGCCCGCUACUCAGCCCUCUCGACAACCACCCCUUCAGAUCCAACCAACACGACCACCCCUUCCAAGACCACUGGGAACGAACCAUCCACAACCCCCAUCGACCCCGCCGAAUCGAUCCAAUUCUACUACGAAACCCUCCACUACGUCAGCACCGCCCUCCAAUACACGACAUACAAACACAGCGAAGAGCUCCUGGCCACCGCAAUCGUAAUCAGCACCUACGAAAUGCUCGACGCAAGCACGCACAACUCAAACUGGCAGCGCCACCUCAAGGGCGUCUUCUGGAUCCAGCGGUCGCAGGACGUGAAUGGGUCGUCCGGAGGGCUGCGGCAGGCCGUGUGGUGGGCGUGGUUGCGCCAGGAUAUCUGGGCCGCGUUUCGCGAGCGCCGUCGCUGUUUUUCGUUUUGGGGGCCUGUUGUGGAUUACCAGGACCUUGGGCAUGAGGAUUUGGCCCUGCGGGCGGUGUAUUUGCUUAGCCAGGCUGUGAAUUUCUGUGCCGAGUCGAGGAUAGACGCGAACAGUGGGAAUGGGAAUCGAGAGGGGGAUGCGGAUAUCGAGGCGGCGCGGUGGCGGAGUGAGCGUGGGACAGAGCUGAUGGAGAUGCUGGAGCGCUGGCGGACUUUCGCGAGCAGCGCCUUCAAGAUUCUUCCGACGGAGAGCCGCGAUGGUGUGCACGGGUGGACGCCAAUAUGGAUUCACCCACCGGCGUUUGCGGUCGCGAUGCAGGUGUAUAGCUUUGCGAAGAUCCUCGUGUGCCUGCAUAGUCCGGCAACGAGUGGGUUUGCCGAGUUUCGGAAGAUUCAGAAAACACUCAACGACGCCAUCGCAACAAUCUGUGGAAUCGCAAUGGAGCUGACGGACCCCAGCUGCCAGAUCAUCUCCGCGCAAUGCCUCUUCGGCGCCGGGCUCUGCGUUCAGGACGAGGCGAAGCAAGAGACGAUAGUCUCGUUUAUUCAGGCGUGUGGUGCGCGCACGGGGUGGCCGAUGGCGACAAUGCUCGAGGAUUUGCGGAUGGAGUGGAGGAAGGCGGCAUAG